AUGGUCAGCAUACAUACUUUUAUUCAAGAAGAUAUUUCUGGUGCCUUGAACAAACUGCUUAUUGACAAGUUGCAAAGGAGCACGGUUGCAGACCACAGUGAGCACUGCUCAGGAGCAAGCACGAGUGCCGAGACCUUGACAAGCCUCUGUAGUGGGCCCCCUAAGAGGCCUCAUUCCAUGGAAGUGCGAAUGCAAGCCAAGAACCCAGUGCCCCCACCAUACAAAUUUAAAACCAAUAUGUUACUGUCACUGCACAGAGGCACAGCUGGUCACUGUCAGAGGGGAGAGUCUCCUGUGUCCUCAGAGGAGCGGUGGUGCAGGGACAAGCAGCACCCUGAUGACAUCACAGCAGCAUGGCUCCUGCCGCUGCACCAUCUGCCCAUGCAGCUGCUGACCACAGAAGUGACACUUCAGCAACAGCAGAAUCAGAAUUGUGAGGAAAUGCGUGUGAAGCUUGCAGCACAAAAACUAACAGAAAGACUGAAUAUUAAAAUACAGUCUGAUAGUCCAGAAGGGGAGUCUGUAGAGAGAUUCGGAGAAGUCAGAGAUGAAGAUGAUGCUCUGUCCUCUGAUGAUGAGUGCUGA
Octodon degus (degu) is the source of this 585-nucleotide messenger RNA. Its product is annotated as RNA polymerase II subunit M. The record is from RefSeq and is a predicted model, not a curated record. Gene Ontology annotation, biological process: intracellular signal transduction; maintenance of ER location; transcription elongation by RNA polymerase II. NCBI's taxonomy places the organism in Eukaryota, Metazoa, Chordata, Mammalia, Rodentia, Octodontidae. Gene Ontology annotation, cellular component: nuclear envelope; nucleus; RNA polymerase II, holoenzyme. Gene Ontology annotation, molecular function: transcription elongation factor activity.